Messenger RNA from Phialemonium atrogriseum, 1539 nucleotides. Its product is annotated as kinase-like protein. Gene Ontology annotation, cellular component: kinetochore; spindle microtubule; chromosome passenger complex. Gene Ontology annotation, biological process: protein phosphorylation; regulation of cytokinesis; mitotic spindle organization. Gene Ontology annotation, molecular function: protein kinase activity; ATP binding. Lineage: Eukaryota; Fungi; Ascomycota; Sordariomycetes; Cephalothecales; Cephalothecaceae. The transcript is spliced from 2 exons. Bases 106 to 1290 code for a protein of 394 amino acids. The record is from RefSeq and is a predicted model, not a curated record.
GCCCCGUACCCAGUUCCUAAGCUCUGGACCACUCCCUUGAAGUGAACAAGAUCAUCACUUUGGUAGCCCGCACUUUCAUCCUUUAUCGGAGCCUCAGCUAUCAUCAUGGCUACUCGCACACUGGAGGCUCGCUUCGAGCACAUGUCAGUCAACGACAAUGGGUUCCAGAAGGCCAAGCCCACCCAACUCGCCCACUCCUCGAGCCGGCCCAAUCUCUUCAAGGUUGCUCUUCAGUCACAAAAACCAAAUGCUGUCACCACCACCACUACCGUAACUCUUCCCUCUCAAGCAGCACAAUGGAAGGGUUCCAGUGCGCAAGCCAACGGUCCGGCAUCACCAGGCAAGAGGGACAUGUCAGGGACGUCGUCCCGCAGCUCCGACGAGCUGGCACUCGCCGAGCGCGCGUCGGCCGCCUACGUCGACCAGCCCCUUGUCCCUAAGCAGUUCCACCUCGGGAUGUUCGAGAUCGGCCGGCCGCUCGGCAAGGGCAAGUUCGGGCGGGUGUACCUCGCGCGCGAGCGCAACACGGGGUUCGUGUGCGCGCUCAAGACGCUGUACAAGGCGGAGCUGCAAAGCUCGGGGGCCGAAGGCCAGGUCCGGCGCGAGGUGGAGAUCCAGAGUAACCUCCGGCACCCCAACAUCCUCAAGCUGUACGGCCACUUCCACGACAGCAAGCGCAUCUUCCUCAUCCUGGAGUUCGCCGGGAAGGGCGAGCUGUACAAGCACCUGAGGCGGGAGAACCGGUUCCCCGAGUGGAAGGCAGCCCACUACAUCGCCCAGUGCGCCGCCGCGCUGAGGUACCUCCACCGCAAGCACGUCAUCCACCGGGACAUCAAGCCCGAGAACAUCCUGCUCGGCAUCCACGGCGAGAUCAAGAUUGCCGACUUUGGCUGGAGCGUCCACGCCCCGAGCAGGAGGCGGCAGACGCUCUGCGGCACCCUAGACUACCUCCCGCCCGAGAUGAUCGUCAAGACGAGCAAGGAUGGGUCGUAUAACGAGAAGGUCGACCUGUGGAGCCUGGGAGUGCUGACGUACGAGUUUCUGGUGGGCGAGGCGCCCUUCGAGGACACCAAAGUUAUGACCCAGAAGAGAAUUGCAAGGGCCGACAUGACCAUCCCGUCAUUCGUCAGCCCCGAGGCUAGGGACCUCAUCAAGAAGCUUCUGGUUCUCGACCCCGAGAAGAGACUUCCCCUAGAGGAUGUCCAGCAGCAUCCGUGGAUAUUGAAGCACUGCGCAAAGGGAAACCGGACGGGUAAUCCCGAUCAAGUGGCAGGGAGAACUGGGAGCUGAGUGAGCAGUCAAUGAUCUGACGACUUGAUGGGAAACCGCAGGAGUUGAUGGGCGUUCAUGGCCGGGGGUUUAUUGGUGUUUGAUGAACUAUUACAAUUUGCAUAUGCUGAAGCCGGCCCUCUCUCUACCUCUAUCCGUCUUUUUGUCUCAAUACAUGAGCAUGGUAUCAUGGGUCUCUGGAGAUUUCAUUAUAAAUAAUACAGGAGCCAGUCAUUGACUUGAUCGAGGUGCCCAAAGUCCUUAGCGAUA